Gasterosteus aculeatus aculeatus (three-spined stickleback) is the source of this 1103-nucleotide messenger RNA. RefSeq lists its product as uncharacterized. Lineage: Eukaryota; Metazoa; Chordata; Actinopteri; Perciformes; Gasterosteidae. The record is from RefSeq and is a predicted model, not a curated record.
AUGCAGGUUGCAAUAAAUUCUCACGCACACACACACACACAGAGCAGAUUCAGGGCAGUUGGGUUGCUGCUUACCUUUGAACACAGACAUGGCUUGUGGAGCUCUUUUGAGGAUCUUGCUGAUUUGCUUAGUUCAAGCAGAGCGUGUGCGUUGUUUGUGGGCUGCGAAAGCUCCGAGACAAAACGGCAACAUGCAUGUUGGCUUCUCCCAACACAGUAGUGUGUUUGGUGGCAACUAUCCCGAGAACGGACCUGAACAGACCUCCGGUUAUGUGGGCUCGGCCCAGCGGGGUAGUUUCGGCGCAGACGCUGGAGUUGGGAGUGUUUAUAGCCAGAGAUUUCCCAGUAAUCACUACAGACAAACCUCUUCUCAGCCUGCUAAGCGAGUCUAUUCUGCAGCCGGGUCGGUGCGCAGCAGCUCCGAGUCAAAACCUGCCAACCGGCCAACGACUAACUUGAAGAAACAAAAUGUGCAAAGGACUCCAAAAAAGGCGAACUGUGACGUUUCUGCUGGUAGUUCGAUUAGCCAGUACGAUCAAACCCCAAACGGCAAGGUGACUUGGUUGGGUCAGCGGGAAACGCCACGUGCUGCCAAACAUCAGUUCAGCCUGUUUGACCCGAGCGCUGCUGAGCCGAACACGGUCCCUGCCCGGACGCAGACGUCAGCCAGCGGUGCCGGUAGGCGAGCGUCUCCACGUCGUGGCCCUGCAGCCUCCAGGCCUUCCUAUUUCUCCGCUCUUCAGGACGAGUGGACUAGAAAGGCCCCCGGCAGGGCGAGCGUGAACGCUCGUGUCCUCCCGGCGUCCGGGUCCGGCGGCGCGGGGAACUCUGGUCGCGUCUCCCACCUGACAGGAGCCCACGACAUCCCUCCGCAAUUCGGGGGCUUUGCUAUCCGACAUUUGAGAGAACCUGCUGACCAGAAGGUGGGUGUCAGGAGGCCUCAGCAGGUGCACGUGGCCCCCCAGCGGCCCUCCUCAUCCCACAAGCCACCGGUGCACAGGGUUCACCCGGCUGCCACAAGGAUGAGGCUCCGACCGCCUCGGAAGUAGCAGGUCCAGCAAGGAUUGCGGGAUCACAGAUUUGAAAAUAAAUUCUUUUAAUCCA